GUCAGAGGAGACGACCCUCCUCCUCCUCUUCAUCCUCAUCGGCCUGUUCCCUCUGACACUCACGAGUGGUCUGAGUUCCUGCUGCACCUGAACGCGUCGACAUGAGUGACGGCAGCAAUGAUCUGCUUUCCAGACUGCAGCAGCUGCAGAGCCGCUUCACCUGGGACCUGCAGGGGAAAGAUUUGGACCUGGAGAACCUGAGCACCAGACUCCAGGAGCACAUCGACCUUCAGCUGGGCUCCAGCAGUGCGCUGGCUCGGACCUUCAGCUUCCUGGCUUACGUCAGGUAUCUUCAAGGUCAACCAGAGAUGGGACUGCCACUGCUGAGCCAAGCAGAGCAGAAGAUCCGGGAGUGUCAUGGUGGGGAGAGCGAGCGGCGGCUCAUUGUGGCGUAUGGAGACCUGGCCUGGUUUAAGUACCACACCGGAGACCAGACAGAGGCGCACGCCUACUGCCAGAAAGUUCAGGACAUACUGUCGAAACAUCCCACCGGUUCCCCAGCAGUUCUCCAUCCAGAGGUUUAUGGGGAAAAGGCUUGGACAUACUUCAAAUUUUCAAGAUCUUACUACCCUGAAGCCAUUGACUUGUUCCUGAAAGCUCUGGAGCUGCAGCCUGAUGACAGCGAGUGGAACGCUGGCUACGCUAUUGCCCUGUACCGCACAGAGGAGAGGGUUACAGAAACUCCUGAGAACGUUGAGGACUCACCUGUUGUCAGACAGCUUCGCCGAGCGCUGGAGAUCAACCCUGAUGACGGGGUUCUAUUGACCAUACUAGCUCUGAAGCAGAAGGCCUGUGGCAACCACCAAGAGGCUGAAGGUCUUGUGGAGAGAGCGCUGAAGAUCGCUCCUGAUAACCCUCACGUCAUGCGAUACAUUGGCAAAUACCUGCGUAUUCAGGGAGAAAACGACCGAUCUAUUGAUCUGCUGAAGCGAGCGCUGAAGAAGAGCCCGUCAGCUUUCAUCCACCACCAGUUGGGUAUGUCCUACAAGAAGAUGAAGAUCAGCGAGCAGAUGUGCCGGCCUUCCAACAGACAAAAGGUGCAGGAGUGGAGGCGUCAGAGCAUCCAUCACCUUGAGGAGGCGCUGAAGAUGAAGCCCUUGUUUUUUCUGGCGCUGGCCGAUCUAGCACUGAUGGUUGGAGAAGAACGGGACUUUAGCAGGGCCGAGGAGUUGUUCAAGCAUGGUUUGGAAAUGUUACCCAAGUUAUCCGAGAAAUCCCUUUGUCAAGUUUUCUACCAGCGCUAUGGUGACUUUCACUUCUACCACACUAUAAGUGAGGCUCAUGCUAUCACUAACUACAUACAGGUUGUCCAGAUGACACCAAACACGUGGGAGUGGAAACAGGGCGCUAAGAACCUGAAGAAGAUCGCAGAGCGCCGUCUCAAAGAGGAUGAGGACGACGGACAGGCAUACGCUCUGUUGGCUCAGGUGGCCAAAGCCGAAGGCCACAAGAAGAAGGCCGAGGAUCUUUAUGAGAAAGCUCUGGACUGCGAUAAAAACAACACCGAGUACCUGAGCGCUCUGUGCGAGCUGCGCUUGGAGCUGCAGUGAAACGUUCACUUCUAAACCCAACAAGGCACUUUAGUCACUAACACAACUCACUGGAAGUUGUUCAAUGGGGAUUAUUUAAACCAGAAAUGUAUCUGAAUGAAUUUGUAUAACAACACUGUCACAGGACCUCAAAUAACACUAACAAAUCAGCACUUUUAUUUUGAUGUAAACAUAAAGGGCGCUCUUGUCCGCCUUGUGAUGUCACUUAUGACAUCACAAAGAAAAAUGUUCUAAAUCGCAUUCAUGAAAGUGAAGAUCUAUUAUUCUUAUAAUUGUUAACAGGAACCUGGAUUGUAGAUAAACAGUGACUGAACAUCACUCUCUCGUGGUGAGGAUUUGGUGCCUUCACAACCACGACACGGGUUCAGUUCCUGGUCAGGGAAGAGGUGUGAUCUGUCUCUCCCUCUAUCACGUAUGUCUUUGUGCUUCUGUCUGAUUAUCAAUUACGUGUGAUUUUGUUCUUUAACGCCUUGUUUUGUCUUCAGAGUAUAAAUGGU
Molecule: messenger RNA, 2047 nt
Organism: Cololabis saira (Pacific saury)
Lineage: Eukaryota; Metazoa; Chordata; Actinopteri; Beloniformes; Belonidae
Product: interferon-induced protein with tetratricopeptide repeats 5-like
Exons: 10
Coding region: 102-1550 (482 amino acids)
Biological process (GO): defense response to virus
Cellular component (GO): cytosol
Molecular function (GO): protein binding
Source: RefSeq, a predicted model, not a curated record